AUGAUGGGAUUUAGCAAGAGAUCUCGACAGAAAACAGCAGCUCCAGCCAGACAAAGCGCAAGUGCAAAUGGCGGUGGAAUAAAGAAGGCUACUUACGAACACACAAAGAAGAAAGAAGUGGGCGUUUCAGACUUGACACUCCUAUCGACAAUCUCCGACGAAUCAAUCAACGAUAACCUCAAGAAGAGGUUUGAAAACGGUAUCAUCUAUACAUAUAUUGGACAUGUGCUUAUCUCUGUCAAUCCAUUCAGAGAUUUAGGGAUUUACACCUUGGAGACCUUGUUAUCUUACAAAAAUAAAAACAGACUAGAGGUCCCUCCCCAUGUUUAUGCAAUUGCCGAAAACAUGUAUCACAAUAUGAUGGCAUACAAUGAUAACCAAUGUGUCAUUAUUUCUGGUGAAUCCGGAGCUGGUAAAACUGAAGCUGCAAAGAGAAUCAUGCAGUACAUUGCUCAAGUUUCGGGUUCUCUUACCAACUCCACACAAAUCCAAAGAAUCAACGAUAUGGUUUUGGCUACCAAUCCCUUAUUAGAAUCGUUUGGAUGUGCCAAAACCUUGAGGAAUAACAACUCUUCCAGACAUGGUAAAUAUUUAGAAAUCCAGUUCAAUAAAAGUUUUGAACCUGUCUCUGCCAAUAUUACCAAUUAUCUUCUUGAAAAACAAAGAGUUGUUGGUCAGAUCCAAAACGAAAGAAACUUCCAUAUUUUCUACCAAUUGACCAAGGCGGCAGAUGACAAUUAUAGACAGAUCUUUGGUGUCCAAAAACCAGAGCAGUAUGUCUAUACUGCACAAUCCGGUUGUACAAGCGUUGAUUCUAUUGAUGACGUGCACGACUAUACGGAAACUUUAAAGGCAAUGGAUACAAUUGGGUUGUCAAGUGAGGAAAGGGAUCAUGUUUUCAGGUUGCUAUCUGCCAUCUUAUGGAUCGGUAACGUUUCGUUUAUAGAAGACGAAGAAGGUAACUCUAAAAUCAGGGACGAAUCGGUCACUAAUUUUGUGGCAUAUUUGUUACAGGUUGAUGCUACAUUGCUCUGCAAGUCAUUAACCGAAAGAACAAUGGAAACAUCUCAUGGUAUGAAGAGAGGUUCUAUCUAUCACGUUCCAUUGAACACAACCCAAGCAACUGCUGUCAAGGAUGCCUUGGCUAUGGGUAUUUACAAUAAUUUAUUUGAUUGGAUUGUUGAUAGAGUCAAUCAGUCAUUCUCCAGUAAUAAAUCAGAUAUCUUCAAAUCCAUUGGGAUUUUGGAUAUUUAUGGUUUUGAAAUUUUUGAACAUAACUCCUUCGAACAGUUAUGUAUUAAUUACGUCAAUGAAAAGUUGCAACAGAUUUUCAUCCAAUUGACUUUGAAGUCAGAACAAGAUGAGUACGUCAAGGAACAGAUCCAGUGGACCCCUAUCAAGUUCUUCAAUAAUCAAAUCGUUUGUGAUUUGAUUGAGUCAAAGAGACCCCCUGGUAUUUUUGCUGCAUUGAAUGACGCAUGUGCAACUGCCCAUGCAGAUUCUUCAGCAGCAGACCAGUCUUUUGCACAAAGACUAAAUAUGCUAUCGACUAAUCAGCAUUUUGAUUUGAGAGGCUCCAAAUUCGUUGUUAAGCAUUAUGCAGGUGAUGUUACAUAUGACAUUGCUGCAAUGACAGACAAAAAUAAAGACCAAUUAUUGAAGGAUUUGUUAGAGUUGUUGCAAACUUCACAAGAUCCGUUUAUUAGAGAAUUAUUUCCAAAUAGUGUUGAUCAAUCAUCUAAGAAGAGACCUCCAACUGCCGGCGAUAAGAUUAAAACCAGUGCAAAUCUAUUGGUGGAUACUCUAUCACAAGCAACACCUUCUUAUAUUAGAACCAUCAAGCCUAAUCAACAUAGAUCCCCUACUGAAUAUGACACCAAGGCCGUUCUGCAUCAAGUUAAAUAUCUUGGUCUAAAGGAAAACGUCAGAAUUAGAAGAGCAGGUUUUGCAUAUAGACAAACUUUUGAAAAAUUCGUUGAGAGAUUCUAUUUAUUAUCAACAAAAACUUCGUAUGCCGGUGAGUAUAUUUGGACAGGCGAUGCUAGAACUGCGACUGAAAUAAUCCUCAGAGAUUCUAAUUUUGAUCCAUCUGAAUGGCAGCUGGGUGUGAGUAAAGUCUUCAUCAAAAAGCCAGAAACUUUAUUUGCACUCGAAGACCUGAGAGAAAAUUAUUGGGCCAAUAAGGCAAAGGUCAUUCAAAGGGCUUGUAGGAAAUGGCUAAGAAGAAGAGAAGAAGCUGCAAAGAUAGUACAGAGAUUAUGGAGAAUUAGAAAUAAGGGCUUCCAAGAGACCAACCAAUAUAUUGAACUAAGAGAUUUUAGUAAUCAAAUUGUAUAUGGUAAGAAGCAGAGAAGAAGGUUAAGUGUGUUGGGCUCCAGACAGUUUGUGGGAGAUUAUAUUGGUGUGAAUGAUAAAACCGGUGGCUUUGGUAAGUUCAUCAAAAAUGCAAUAAAUUUGAAGGAUAAGGUCAAGUUUUCUGCAAAGGGUGACCAGUUACAUUCUAAAUUUGGUAGAUCUUCUCAGAGAUUACCAAAGAUUUUCCUUAUUACUAAAGAUGAUAGAUUUAUAGUGGUUGGACAGAAUGUUGUUAAUAACAAGGCCCAAUACAGCGUUGAGUUUAACAAACCAAUUACAUCCAUACCACAAGUUAGCGUUUCAAACCUAGCCGACGAUUGGUUAGCGAUAAACUUAAAUUCUAAAACUGAACCCGACUUGUUUAUCAACUGUCUAUUCAAGACUGAGAUUUUAGGUAGAUUCAAGAAGGCAAACCCGGCAAUCACUAUAAACAUAGGAUCCAAAAUUGUUUAUUGCAAGAAACCAGGCAAAAAACAUACAGUUAAAUUCCAGUUGGCAACCUCUGGCAACACCGAUGCUUACAAGUCGAGUACGGUGUCUAUUUCCAGAGGUAGCGAACCGAACGCUAAGAACCGUCCAUUACCUCAGCCAAAGACCAAGUUUACCGGAGACAAGAUAGCUGCUUACAAGAGGGCUGCUCAAAAUAGAGGUGCAGGAAAGAAGUUAUUGUCUGCAUCUGCAGCUGCAGCUGCAUACAGUCCGUCACAAACACAGGCGGCUCAGCAGCAACAACAACAACAACAACAACAACAACAACAACAACAAUAUCAUCAGCCUCAGCAGCAGCAACAUCAUCAUCAACAUCAACACCAACACGUACAACAAGCUUCAGUCCCAGCACCACCAUCUGCUAACAACAAACCAAGACUGUCUAAACCUGCUGCUCCUCAACCUAGACCGAAACCUGCUGCACCGGUGUCAAGGAAUAGACAAUCUAUGCAACCAACAUCUGCUCAAACAUCAGUUGCAAAACCAGCGCCAGCCCCGCCAGCUCCACCAGCCCCACCAGCGGCUGUCGCAAAGCCAAAGUGGCCUACAUACAGAGCUGAAUAUGAUUAUCCAGGGAACAAUGGCUCUAUGGCUCUUACAAAGGGCGACAUCAUGUACAUUCUACAAUCUGAGCCAAGCGGUUGGUCAUUGGCCAAGACAUUGGAUGAAGCUACUGAAGGUUGGGUCCCUACUGCUUAUAUUGUUGAAUGCGAACCACCGUCUUUAUUAGGUGGUAACGUGCAAUCUGCUCCAACUUCUACGCAAGCACCGGUUCUUGCACAAACGACACAGACAGCAAAUGCCGGCAACAAUGCGAAUGGCUUAGCUGAUGGCUUAGCUUCUGCUCUUUUAGAGAAAAAGCAAGAGGAAACCAUUUUGGCUACUGAUCUAGCAGCUGCUAUUAGGCAACAUGCACGCAGGGAGAGUGAUGAGGAAGACGAUGAAGAUGACGAUGAUUGGUGA
Pichia kudriavzevii is the source of this 3807-nucleotide messenger RNA. RefSeq lists its product as uncharacterized. The coding region runs from base 1 to 3807 and encodes 1268 amino acids. NCBI's taxonomy places the organism in Eukaryota, Fungi, Ascomycota, Pichiomycetes, Pichiales, Pichiaceae. The record is from RefSeq and is a predicted model, not a curated record. The transcript has a single exon. Gene Ontology annotation, molecular function: ATP binding; microfilament motor activity; actin filament binding. Gene Ontology annotation, biological process: endocytosis; vesicle transport along actin filament; actin filament organization. Gene Ontology annotation, cellular component: plasma membrane; cell tip; myosin complex.